GCGGCUACGAGUGGUACAGCCCGCAGGACGUGUACCGCCCGGUCACGUCGCGCCUGGCCGCGGUCACGGGCAUGCCGGUGCUCUGCUUCGACUACCGCAAGGCGCCCGAGCACCGGCACCCUGCGCAGCUCGAGGACGCCCUCGCGGCGCUGCGCUUCGCCGCGGGCCACGGCCCCGCCGGGCCCGGCAAGGCCCCGCGGCUGUUCCUGGCCGGGGACUCCGCGGGGGGGGGGCUGGCGCUGGCGCUUGCCGUGAGGCUCCGCGACGAGCCCGUCGAGGGCGUCGUGAUCGCGGGGAUCUCCGUGGUGAGCCCGAUGACGGACCUCACUUGCUCUGGGGAGAGCUACACGUCGAGGCGCUGGACGGAGGAUGGCGACACCAGACGCGACCCCAUCUUCCGCGCGGCAGACCCCGUCAAGGAUUCCAUGGACGGAAUCUACAGGUUGCUCGGCCAGCCGGGCGAGGAAGGCUCGUUCGCGCCGACCGAGCCCUCCAUCUCGCCGCUGCACGCCGAG
This is a messenger RNA of Prorocentrum cordatum, 515 nucleotides long. NCBI's taxonomy places the organism in Eukaryota, Dinophyceae, Prorocentrales, Prorocentraceae. The record is from the annotation of a GenBank genome assembly.